AUGGAACAAUUUGUGCACUUCAGUCACAAUCAUCCACUCAACCUUGUUCAACUACAACCAAACCAUAAUGAAGAAGAAGAAGAUGUAGAUGAUUUUGUGGUUGAAGACCACCAUGUUGGCCAAUGCAACAUGUGUAAGGAAGACAUCUGUUCAUUUCAUUUGUGUUACUACACCUGCAAGAAUUGCAACUACUCUUUACACAAAUUUUGUGCAGAAAUCCCCAAAACCCUACAAGACCAUCCAUUACAUGAUCCUAACCACAACCUUACCUUGUCUGAGAGAUUUCAAGAUCCACAUCCUUCUUUUCAUUCUGAUCAAGAAUGGACAUGUGGUGUUUGCAAUCGGAAGCGGAAGAACUUCUUCAAUUACCAUUGUUCCAUUUGCAAAUUCAAUAUGGAUAUAAUUUGUGCUACCAUGUCUCAACAGAAGAUGGACCACCCAAGCCACCAUCACCGACUGCAACGUAACUUAAAGAAAUUGGUAUCUAGUUGUAAUGCAUGUGGUCAUGAACAUGAUGGGACUUUCUACCAUUGCACCACUUGUUAUUGGUUUUGGAUCCAUCAGGAUUGCGCUUUGUUGCCUACAAAAUUACUUAUCCAACAGCCUACUAAUGACAAUUUUACUCAUUCUCAUCCACUUACCCUUACAUAUUCAUUUCCGGACAUUGAUCAAGAAGCCAAGUUCUAUCCCAGAUGUCGUGGAAAGAUUUGUAAAAAUUUCAAAGAUGAUGACCAUCCUAAUCUUCUCCGUUGUCCAUUUCCUGAUGAAAGUUACAACCUUCUCAAGCACCAUUUUAUCAAGAAUGACAAGGACUUUGUAGCUAAGGAAAACCAUGGUGAAAAGCUCAAACAUCUUACUCAUAAUCACCCACUGGUUCUUUUAGACAAGCAAACAUCACUCAAUAAGAAUUCGAUUUUACUUCACAACCCCUUGAAGAAAAUUCAACUAUUAUGUGAUGGAUGUGUGAAACCGAUCACAAAAAUACCAUUUUACAUGUGUGUUCGACAUCCAUGUCGUGGGUUUGUUCUUCAUGAGUGGUGUGCUAGGCUACCCGGUAAAAUAAAAGACCACCCUGGCCAUCCAAACCAUACACUUUUUCUCAUGCCAAAUGUUACUAGAAAGUUCUUUGGUGUAUUUGGGUGUAAGAUUUGCAUGUUACCUUCCAAUGGUUUCGCAUAUGGAUGCAAGACUUGUGAGUAUUAUGUAGAUGUGAAUUGUGCAUUCUUACCCAAAGAAAUCACGCAUGAAGCUCACCCUGACCAUCUUCUCUUAAGAAUAGAUGCUUCAUCCAGUCUAUCGGAAACACCAUGCAAUGCAUGUGGUUAUUACCUAAUAAAUUGCAUCGCAUUCUAUUGCCCUUCUUGCGAUUUCUACUUGGAUAUAGAGUGUGCUUUUAUGUUGCCUAGAAUGAUUAGACACAAGUACGAUGACCAUCCUUUGACCCUAAGAUACGAUCCAGUCGAGAACCAUCCUAACGACUACUUUUGUGAAAUUUGUGAGGACGAAUUUAACCCAGAAUCUUGGUUCUAUCAUUGUAGUUUUUGUGUUCAGUCGAUGCAUACUGCAUGUGCACCCUUAAUCUUUCAGUGUGAGCAAGCCGUAUAUACCCACUAUAAGAGAUGUAUCUUCUAUUUCGUCAAUGUUAAGUUUGGAGGGACGAUUGUGAUAAAAGGUCACCGACAUCGUCUAACAUUUGCUCAAGGGAUCGAGUGCCAUGGUAAAUGCAAUCACUGUGGUGAAAAAUUGCAAUACAGAAUGAUCUUUAAGUGCUUGAAAUGCAAGUACGCUGUUCAUUAUGAGUGUCGUCGACCUGUUACUCCUACUGCUCUCGUUACAGGACAAGAUUUUGCUAAAUUUCUUCACAUGCCAACCAUAGAAAUACCAAGUCGCAUAAUGAAGAAGCAGCGUAUAUUAUCAAAACAGAUUAAAAAAAAGAAGCAUGCAUAUAAUGCUCUCCCUUGA
Molecule: messenger RNA, 1962 nt
Organism: Lactuca virosa
Lineage: Eukaryota; Viridiplantae; Streptophyta; Magnoliopsida; Asterales; Asteraceae
Source: the annotation of a GenBank genome assembly